Solenopsis invicta (red fire ant) is the source of this 870-nucleotide messenger RNA. Its product is annotated as putative nuclease HARBI1. The annotation marks the transcript as partial. The transcript is spliced from 5 exons. Lineage: Eukaryota; Metazoa; Arthropoda; Insecta; Hymenoptera; Formicidae. The record is from RefSeq and is a predicted model, not a curated record.
AUGGUACAAAGGGUAUUUACUGCUUUUAGAUUUUAUGCAGUUGGAAGUUAUCAGUUAGGUAUUAGAUGCAAUGGAUAUAUUGGAGUUAGUCAAUCCUCUGUAAGUCGUUGUAUUCGAGAUGUAAACAUAGUACUCAAUGUGUUUAACAAAUGGGUUUAUUUUCCGAGGAAUUUAGAAGAGCUUACGACCAUACGUAAUGCAUUUUACACAGAAUAUGGAUUCCCAGGUGUUGUAGGAUGUAUAGACUGUACUCACGUGGCUACAUUUCCACCCUCAAAGAACAAUGAAAUGUAUCCAGAACAUGUAUAUGUAAAUCGAAAAAGAUACCAUUCCAUAAAUACACAGUUAAUUUGUGAUUCAAGAAUGAAAAUUUUAAAUGUUAAUGCUCGAUAUCCUGGAAGUUGUCAUGAUAGUUUUAUCUGGAAUCAUUGCAAUGUUUUGCCAGUUAUGCAAACUUUACAUGCACGAGGGCAUGAUAAUUUUUAUUUGAUAGGUGAUUCAGGUUACGCACUAAGACCAUGGCUUCUAACUCCACUGAAUGAUGUUCAACCGGCUACUCCAGAAAAACAUUAUAAUCAAUGUUUCAAAAGAACACGCUCAAUUAUUGAAAGAUGCAACGGAUUAUUAAAAAUGCGCUUUCGUUGCUUGUUGAAACACCGUGUACUUCAUUAUACUCCAAACGUGGCUUUUAAAAUUAUAAAUUCAUGUGUAGUUCUGCACAAUAUGUGUGUAGAAAAUAAUUUACCUCUUCUAGAUGAUGAUUAUGAUUUAUAUAUGGAUUUUGGUAUGUUGAAUGAGAGACCAAUGGAAGUUGAAGCUGCUGUAGGGCGUUUAAAUCCUGAUCUUACAAAAGCAAGAGUAAUGCAACGC